AUGGUGAUUGGGCCCGUUGGCUCGGGCAAUCCUACACUCGUCAAGGUGCUACUUGGCGGAAUUCCCGUCAGCGGAAGUAGUGUCCUGCCAGGUACACGUCUUCCCCAUGUCAAAUUCUGCGAUCAAACAGCCUUCAUCUACAACGGGACGAUCAGGGACAACAUCAUCGGCUUCUCGCCCCUCGACGAAGAGAGAUAUGCCCAAAUUAUCAAGACCACAGCUCUGUGCUAUGGCCUCGAUGUCCUCGCGCAGGGCGACAGGACGGUUGUCGGGUCUGACGGGAUCAAGCUGUCGGGCGGCCAGGGACAACGCAUUUCCCUGGCGCGGGCUCUCUAUCUGCAGUCUGAUAUUCUUGUACUGGACGAUAUCUUCAGUGGCCUGGACGCGGAUACCGAGCAGGAGGUGUUCCGCCUUACCUUUGGGCCCAAGGGCCUUCUGAAGCAGAGGUGCUCCACCAUCAUGUUAUGCACGCACAGCAUGAAGUACCUCCCGUCAGCAUACCACGUCAUAGUACUCGAACAUCCCAGCGUGGUCAAGCAGGGAGACUACGAGAGCCUGAUGGCUGGCCAAGCCAGCACGACCGAACCGCAGCCACAACAGUCCAGUGUGACGACCGCGAGGCUGGCUGCUGUUGCCGAGCUUACAGAACAGUCUCGUCAGGUUGGUGAGAGGACGGUGUUCAAGCACUACUUCAAGAGCAUGAGCUGGAUACUGGCAACCUUCUGUCUCUUCCUUGCUGCUCUCUGGGGUUUCUUCACCAGCUUCCCAACAGUCUGGCUCUCUUUCUGGACCGACGACGUCGAUUCAGAGUCCCCCAAACACUCCCAGACGCACUACAUCGGAAUCUACAUCAUGCUGCAGGUCUCGGCCAUGAUCUCGUUGCUUCUCCUUGAAAUUUUGAUCUUCAUCGUCUCCAUGAAACGAGCUGGCGCCAAUCUGCACCAAGAAACUCUGCUGACACUGGUCCACGCGCCCCUCCAUUACAUCACCAGGACGGAUGCUGGGGUCAUUACGGACCUCUUCUUGCAAGACCUAAGCCUCAUCGACACCGAGCCGCCAGACGCAUUGUUGAACAACCUCUUUUGUCUCUCCCAAGCUAUCGGACAAGCGGCUGUCAUGCUCACUUCGUCUCCAUAUCUGGCCAUUAGCUACCCCUUCAUUGCGGUCGUGCUGUACGUGAUAUAG
Colletotrichum spaethianum is the source of this 1185-nucleotide messenger RNA. RefSeq names its product ABC transporter fum19. Gene Ontology annotation, biological process: transmembrane transport. Gene Ontology annotation, molecular function: ABC-type transporter activity; ATP binding; ATP hydrolysis activity. The record is from RefSeq and is a predicted model, not a curated record. The coding region runs from base 1 to 1185 and encodes 394 amino acids. Gene Ontology annotation, cellular component: membrane. Lineage: Eukaryota; Fungi; Ascomycota; Sordariomycetes; Glomerellales; Glomerellaceae. The transcript is spliced from 4 exons.